CUGAAACUGAGAACAACACAUUUUGGGAAGACAGCAUUCAUGUAUCACACAAUAAAUGUCUGUGGAUGUUCAGAAACAUUGGCUGAUAAGAUGACUCAAGAUAAAAUAUUCCAGCAUUAUGAUGAUCCACAGCACACUGCACAAAUCACAUAAAAGUCAAAACAUAAUUAUGAGCUGGUAAAAUAUGUCACCUGACCUGAAACAACAGAAGGUAAGAAGAAAACACAAGAAGCAAGCCUGCAUGUUUGCAGUGGACAGGAAAUGUGAACACGUCACACAACUGCUGUGGUCAAAGCUACAGGAGCUGUUUGAGUCAAAGUGUUUGAGAUCAGCUGAGGAUCAGAGUGCAGCAGGGCUGGAUGUGAGGAUGGGGCACUCUUUGCUCUGCAUGACGGGCUUAUUGUUGCUCGGUACUCUCUUCUAUGUUAAUGCUGAAGUUCCCAAUAAGCCCACCGUGAUCCUCGAACCAUCCUGGCCUCAGAUCUACAGCGGUGAGACAGUCACUGUCAGAUGUGAAGGAAGUCAGUCGCUGUUUGUAUGGAGAGAAGACGAGUUAAUCAGACCAUCAACAUCUGAAUACAGAAUCAGCAGAGCUACUGAGUCUGACAGUGGAGGAUACAGCUGCUGCACCAUGAGUCUUUCAGUGUGCAGUGACAUCAUCACACUGACUGUAUCAUCAUAUUAUCCCAGAGCCACACUGACAGCAGGAACAACAAUCAUACCAGUAGGGGGCAGUGUGACACUGACCUGCUCUGUGCAGAGCUCUGAUGGAUGGAAAUAUGAGUGGUUCAGACGAACCCAAACAACCUCUGAAGAUCCAAUCAGAGAUCAACAAAACAGAGAUAUCAGAGUAUCUCAAGGAGGAAUCUACAGCUGCAGAGGAACAAGAGGAAACCCAGUUUACUACACUGAUAUAAGUGAUGAUGUCACCAUUGAGAUAACCUUUUCCAAUAAAGUUGUUGUAAAACAACAACCCAACUGGCCUCAGAUAUUCAGAGGUGAGACGAUCACUCUGACAUGUGAGGUGCAGGAAGGAGGUGAAACCACUGAGUGGGAGUAUGAAUGGAGAGGACCCAGGACACCCACACAGUGGACACACAAUAAUGAUGUGACAUUCAGAGUUUCUGAGUCCAGCAGUGGAGACUACAUGUGUAAGAGUCGACGCAGAGAUGACUCAUAUUCUUCAACAGAGUGGAGUGAAGCCUUCACAUUGUCAGUAUCAAAUAAACCAAAGGCCAAACUGAGAGCUGAUAACACAGCUGUUCCAGUAGGGGGCAGUGUGACCCUGACCUGCUCUGUGAACCCAUCAUCAUCAUCUGGAUGGAAAUACUACUGGUACAGAGAUGAGAAAUCCUCUGAAGCCCUGACCACACAAGAUGCAGUUUUCCACUCAAAUGGACAAAUCAGUGUCUCACAGGAAGGACUCUACAGGUGCAGAGGAGGAAGAGGAAACCCAGUUUACUACACAGAGGACAGCCAGUCAGUCAGGAUUGGGAAAACUGUAACUGUGUCAGGAGCUGACGGCUCUUCAUCUCCUGUGUGGUUGAUUGUUGGACUGGUUUGUGGAGUCUCUCUCAUUAUUAUUCUCCUGCUCUUGUUGUAUCGCUGCAGAAGAACCAACAGUGCUGUUAAUGAGCAGACGUUCAAUCAACAUCAUCAGCAGCCAGUGUACUCCUCUCUUCUUGCUGGUGAUCAUUGUGGGUAUGAGAUAAUCAGAAGAUCUGAAAACUCUGACAAUGGUCCAGCAGAAGAUGUUUACGCCAAUGUCGCGUCUGUGAUUCAGCUCAAAGUCAUUAACAAGACAAGGCAACGUGGUGACGCAGAGGAGAGCUCUGACUACAAUAAUGUCAAUCUGUCAGGGUGCUGGGUCGUUGACCAAAGAUUCUGAGGUUAUUUUGCUUUUGUGAGUCUCUCUGUGAAAGUGUGAAGAUGGUCUAAGUUAAUGUUUAUACAGUUUAACCAGGAGUUUAGUUCUUUCUAUGUUUCUGAGUUUUCUUGUAUUUCCAGUUUAUGGUUUGUUGUCUGUGAGGUUCCACUUGUGUUUUUGUCUCAUCCCUGUGUCGCUUGUGAGAGUCUGUCAUGUCAUCCAUGUUUAUGCUCACUCGCCCUCCGUGUGUCUUAGUAGUGUCAGUGUGUUUUGUCUCCUUCUGUUUCAUCUUUUGCCUCCCUGUUUGUUUAUCCCUGUUUCUGCAUCAAGCUCGUGUGUUCAUGUACUUCCUGUUUUAUUUUGACAGUAUUUCAUCCCGUGUUCAGUGUGUUUGGUUUGGCUUCCCUGUCUCGUUACAUUCAAUUCAUCAGAGCUGUUUUCCAAUGUGUUUCCACUUCACUGAUCAUCUCUCAAUCCUUCAAAGGUGUGUCGAGGUAUUCCCAGUGUUCCACGUUUUCUGUUAGUUUAAGUUUUAGCUUUCCCAGUUUAGUUUUUUUUUCUCAGUCAGUUCUUUGUUUAUUUUUGGAUAACCUGAUUUGGUUCAUGUUUGUUUCCAGCCCUGAAAAACGUUUUUUGUUAAAAUUUUGAUUUUGCCUCUAGUUGUCUGCAUUUGGGUCCUUACAAAGAGCCACACAGUCUGCAGCCACAGAUUGUGACAAAAUCCAAAUUUAGCCACAGCUCUAAAAUCUUAACAGCAGCUCUUUAGCUGUUUUUCUCUUUAAAGUCUCUUAAAUACUUGACGUCACUUUGAGUGAAAAGGAGAAGAUUUUGAAUUCAAAGCAAUGAUCCUGAUGCCUGAGUUUAUAUUUCCUUCAGAAAGAAUCACUCAGUGUGUUUCACUUGUUUCUCUCCCAUUAGAUAAUUUUUAUUUACUUUAAUAUACUGU
Molecule: messenger RNA, 2813 nt
Organism: Oreochromis niloticus (Nile tilapia)
Lineage: Eukaryota; Metazoa; Chordata; Actinopteri; Cichliformes; Cichlidae
Exons: 12
Coding region: 185-1888 (567 amino acids)
Biological process (GO): cell surface receptor signaling pathway; immune response
Cellular component (GO): external side of plasma membrane
Molecular function (GO): transmembrane signaling receptor activity
Source: RefSeq, a predicted model, not a curated record